AUGGCGUCUCCGCUCUUCUCUCCCCAGACUUGCCGCCUCCCUGGACUUUCCAAUGGCGUGAUCCCUGUGGUGGCUGCGGCCCCGAGAGACAGCAAGCCGUCGUCCGCCGCGCGGCGGCAGUGGUGGGCGCCGUUCGCGCUGCCGGCGGUGCGAAGGGCGGGAUCCGAUGGGACGGCCGGAGGAGAGGCGGCGGCGCCGUCAGCGCAAGGCGGCCGGGAGACGGCGGCGGGGCCGGGAAGUGGUGAGAUCUCCGGGGCGAGGAGGAGAUCGUUUCUGACGCCGGAGAAGGCGAAGGUCCUGCGGAAGGAGUUGCGGGCGACGGAGACCUGGCACGAUGCAAUGUACCACUCCGCCAUCGCCUCCCGCCUCGCGUCCCCCGACGAACGCUGA
This is a messenger RNA of Spirodela intermedia, 390 nucleotides long. Lineage: Eukaryota; Viridiplantae; Streptophyta; Magnoliopsida; Alismatales; Araceae. The record is from the annotation of a GenBank genome assembly.